UUUGAUCAACUUUGAUGACUGAUGUAACAGUGCACAGUGAGUAUAGCGGUAUAUUCAUGCAUGAUGCACUUUAUUCAAGUAAUCCAUCUUAUUACGACAGGACAUGCGAACAUCUAUAAUACUAAGUGCAAUAUAAUUACAAAAUGUUUCUCAAACGUUGUCAGUGAUGUGAAUGUUCAUGCAAUGGUGUCUUAAAGUUCUCAUUUGAAACACGCAGUUGUUCGGACUUAUAAUUAACAUAUAUCAACAAUGACUGGACCUACUUUACCCGAAAGGGUAGCCCAAAUAUAUUAUACAUAUGGGCUCUUUUGCUCAUCAUAUCCAAUAACAGCGAUAACAUUGGCGCUUUCUAUUGUUUUGCUAUGCUGCUAUCCUCUGCUUAAUGUACCUCUACCCGGUAAUAUACCUACAGUUGUAAAUGUGCCUUUUAGUGUAAAUGAUAAACAUUUAGCAAAUUCAGAGUGUUCGACCAAACCAUGUUUGCAUUCAAAAAACUUUGUGCAGUUGGAAUAUUUAUACAAUGAAACACAAAAACUUCCAUAUGUGUGGGUUAAAGACAAGCCACUUCUCUAUAUUCAUCAAAUUAUAAUGAGGAUAGGUGUGUCACCAUGGAACAAUAACUUGAAAAUGUGGGAUGCAUUUCGGGCUCCAUUACAAGAAGUGUUCAGGUUGCUUGAAGCUGUGAGAAACCAUGAAAAUCCUGAAACAAAAGAGACACUUUUGCAGCAUUGUUAUCAAAUAGAAGCUAUAAAAAAGUCAAAUAGUAAAGCGAGUGUGGACCGAGUACUUCCAGAAUAUAGUUGCCUGUUAUUGUCACCAGCUAACCUCUGGCAGCAAAACCUGCAGUCUUUCUCCCUUGAUGCAAAUAUUGUCAAUACAAUCCACAAUUAUCAGAAUAUUCUAAAAGGCAAGGCUUCUAUCGCAGAAAUGGCAUUCGGUAUGCAUAUCCGAGAUACUGGUAUAAAGCGAUACCCGCUGCGGGCUCGGCCUCGUGUUCUACAAUAUGCCGUUACAAUAUUUUAUGAAAAUGCAGAUCAAAGAUUCAUUAAUACUCUUACGAGUAAGUUGAAAGAUAUGUAUCCGUUAUAUCAAGAAACACUGAACACAAACGCGCAAGAAGUCACUUUGAUUUAUUAUCCAGGACAGUUUAACUAUCACGAAUUAGUUCCGUUACUCAUAUCACUCGUUGGAAUAUUUCUCUACGUUUAUUUUUCUGUUAGAAAAAUAGAAUUCAUAAAAUCUAAAUUAGGCUUAGCGGCGUGUUCCGUAGUAACAAUUGCCGGCAGUUUAUCAAUGUCUAUGGGAAUAUGCUUCUAUUUCGGUUUCUCCCUAAGCCUUCAAGGAAAAGAAAUUUUUCCCUAUCUAGUCAUAAUCGUUGGCCUCGAGAAUAUUUUGGUACUGACAAAGAGCGUGACGUCGACGGACUCAAGAUUAGACGUUAAAAUUCGUUUGGCUCAAGGUCUCAGCAAGGAGGGAUGGUCGAUCACAAAAAACUUACUCACAGAAAUAACAAUUUUAACCGUGAGCUUGUUCACGUUCGUGCCCUUCAUUCAAGAGUUUUCGAUUUAUAUGAUCGUGAGUCUCAUCUCGGAUUAUUUCGUGCAAAUGAUGUUUUUCGCUCCUAUACUCGGUAUAGAUGUGAGUCGAAUGGAAUAUUUGCCAGAGCAGAAUAAUAAGUUACACUUGAAAGAAUAUUUUAGUUCGAGUUACGCUUUGAACUGGAGAUAUAGUAAUGGCUACGACGAUCAUAGCUUGUCUCCUCAAAGAAUGACUAAGUCGAAGUCGCAUCCAAGAUUAAACGGUUUGGCCCAAAAUAGUCCCACAGAUGUAGUUGCGAAAAGGAAUUCUAGUCCCGGAACGCCGGACAAUCGUGUCCCAAAGCGGAUUCGUUUAGUCAAUAUGUGGGCAAGAACGAGAUUUUUCCAAAGAGCCUUCAUGGUGUGGAUGCUCGUUUGGAUAUCAAUGAUUGUUUAUAAUUCUGGGAUCGUAGAGUACUUCAUAACAAAUGUUGAUAAAGACUCAUCUACAGAGAGAAACAAAAGCGCUGACAAUGUAACACCUAGAACGACUCUGUAUAUGAAUUAUAACAAUAGUGGACGGCAUCCAUUGGUAUUUUCGCCUCUGCUUGAUGUCGUUGAGGGUGAGAAGGUGGCAGUCGACGAAAAUGAUACUAUUUAUUUGAAACAUUCCUCACAUUCUCGUCCCUGGACUAGGUUGACUCCCUACCACUGGUCGGCCAUCCUGUCCCAAUACAACGAGACCCUGGCGGGUAAGUACGUGGUGGUGUUGCCACCUCUGCUGGUGAGUCAUCGGGUGAGUCCAGAAGUGGCGGCCGGUGUGCGGCAUCCGGACGAGCGCGACCCGCCGCCGCUGCGCUGGCAGGCCUUGGCCGCCGCUCUAGACCCUAUUGAUAUAUUACCCGAAUUUGACUUGAUCGAGAGCAAAGGGCAGCAGCAAUGGGGUAAGGGGUCUGAAAUACCAAUCUAUCCGACGACACCUAUGGAAAUUUUACUAUUGACGAUACUCUGUUCAAUUAGUAUAGCUGUGAUCGCUUAUAUGAUGGUAGUAUUAUAUAGGUGCAUUUGCUCCCGACACUACGCAGAAUGGCGCGCCUCUUGGAACGAAGAUGACGAGUACAGAAAAAUUAUAGCGAAGCAACCUGCAGUACAAUUGGUCAUGGAAGCAGUUCCCCUAGUAGUUGCUGGUCACAGUCAAGAGGUAGAAUGUCUAGUCACAGAUGGGGAAAAAAUUGUAAGCUCAUGUCUACAGGGAAACAUUAAAGUUUGGGAUUCGCUCAAUGGUGAAAUCAUUACCAACAUCGAUCGUAGUGCCUAUUUCAAAUUAGAAAUGGAAAUGUGCGAUAAAGCAAAUAACAAGAGGAAUAUGGAAGAUUCUGAUUUCCAUCCUGUAAUUCAAGAGUCACAUGACUUAGAUAUUAUACAAAGGCCUGAGGUGCGUUUACGAAGGGGUGUUUUGAAUAAUCACCUGAGUCGAUUGCAAUUUCAAACGAGUAAACGAAAUCCGUCUUUGUGUCUCCCAGUUGCUGAAAAUACCAAAUAUAACUUUGCUAAGACAUUUAGAGAUCUGUACUUAUCUGACGAGCACGACAUGUAUGAAACGAAAGAAAAUAUGGACAUUAAUAAGUAUAGUGCAAAUAGAGAGUUCUGUGGUAAUCAUGUUAACGAGAAAAUAAUUGAUGAAAGUACUUAUGUGAAUAGUGAUAAAGUGUUAAAGAAUACCCAUGAGGUGUUGAGCAAAAGUGAUCGUGGAGAUGCAGCGACCAAUUCGAACUGGAGGGCGAAACCUAUGAGGGAAACCCCGGUGUGGUGUAUGGACUAUUGCAAUGAUCUUAUCAUAUUGGGCUGUGCAGACGGAAGGUUGGAGUUUUGGGAGGCGACAUCUGGUAAAUUGAAGUGUGUAUGGUGGUGUAUGGAGAAACGGCCGAGCGGCACUGGUGUGACGCACGUGAAAGUGUUGGGCGGGGGGCGGCGGAUAUGCGUCGCGCUGCUCACCGGCCACGUGACGCUGUACCGACUGGACGCGUACAACGCGGCGUCCGGCGCGCACGUCGACUGGCGGUUUAGCACUGCGCAUCGACGGACGCACAAGAGGACAGGUUCAGCUGAUUCACUAAGGUGUGGCAUGGAAGAUCAAAUGGCUCGGAGCAGAAUGAGCUUUUCGUAUGAAGCUGAAAAUAGUGAUGGUGAAGAAGUGGUAUGCGUUCGCGUCGCACACUGCCGGCCGCAUCAGCAACCAAUCAAUGAGCUGCAAUCUGAAGGAGGUCGUAUACUCACUGGUGGACAAGACCAUGUGCUUAAAGUAUUUUCAAGUCCGGAUCUAACGCAGCUAUUCACGCUUCACGGACAUUGCGGGCCAAUAACGAGUUGUUUCAUAGAUCACGCAAAUCCCACUAUAGCGGGCAGUGGUUCACAAGAUGGUUUACUGUGUGUAUGGGAUUUACAUACGGGUGCGUGUCUAUAUAGCAUGCAGGCGCACGAUGGCGCAGUGACGUCACUAACGUAUACGGCCUCGUACGUGGUGUCUGCAGGCGCGGACGAACGGCUCUGCAUAUGGGACAGAUUUCAGGGACAUAUGCUUAAUUCUAUACACAUUGGUUUAAACUACAUGAGUCGUAUGCUACCUUUGACUCAUACUCUCUUAGUGAUGGGCGAUAGAAGUGGACUAACAGCUUACGAUUUAAGUAGUGGAGAUGUCAUACGAAGGGUUUUGUUUGGUCAAAGCGACGGCUGCAUAUUCGUGCGACAAAUACUCCCGCUAAAAGACGCGAUAGUCUGUGACUACGCGAACCAAUUGCGUAUCGUGCGAUUCCCGCUUGUUUCCAGGUUUGAUAUGAAAAAUGAAUAGCUAUCGGAACUUGGUGAUAUAUAUGGUUAUAGCGUGAUUGCUACGAAUACUAUACGAAUACUAUGCGAAAUUAUUUCUCGGAUUUGUUGAGCUCAAAUCUCCAUGUGUGCACUGACGUGCUGCCAUUGAUACUAAGUAUUGAUGAAACAAUGACCCUAACUAUUUUUUUAUUCUAUGAGAAUGUAUCCAACAUCCUUCACCCAUAAUUGUGAAUGAUUAAUGUUUUAUAGAGAUACGUACACCUAACAUAUAGUGAGACAUGUAACAAUGCUUAAUAUAAGUAUCAUUUUUAAGUCUUCAAAUAUAAAAUAAAACUGUUUUCCAUUAGUUUUAUCAGACUAGCAAUAAACGAUUUUUCCAAACUCCAAAGAGAGCUAAACUAAACAUCAACUCUACAGUUUAUUAAGUGUAAGUCAAUAUUAUUUAUUGAAAUGAAAAAUGAAUUUAAUUAUAUCAAUUUGAAUUGAUUUACAAUGAAUAUAUAACGUAACUCUCGCCAUGUUUUUACAUACUAUUAUUGUAUAGCUUCUCGAAUAUUCUCAACACAAAUAGAUAGUUAUUGCUGAUCAACAUUCUAACGUAAAAUGUUUAGAUAUGGAAUUUACAGCAUACCUUUUUUCAUUUCCAUAAACGCAUUACGCACAUAAUUGAUUAUUAUGGAAUAGUUAAAUAAAUUGUGUCCUAAAACAACCUUCGGUGUUAUAUUGCACGAUUGAUAGAGAGUAAUAGCUCUGCUAUCAUAUCCUAUUUGUUACUUUAAAAACCCCUUUCUUCCAAUUUCCGAAUUUAUAUAAUUCUUUACAAAUGAGCCCUAUGUAUCGUCUGGAAGUUAAACUUUCAGGAAUUCUUUGUAAUUUUGUUUUGAAUGUCGUCACACGAUUGAAAUACUCUUUUUAAAUUGUAUGAAUGUAAAACUGGCCCUAUUUUUGAACUAUUUGUUUUGUUUAUUAAAUGAACACUAUUUGUCCACCUGGCAUGAUUAUCAAUGAUGUCAUUUUAAUAUGGGUAAUAAAGUGGUUUGUUGUUGAACGCGUUAAUCUCAGGAGGUACUGGGUCGAGUUGAAAAGAAAUAUAUUUAUGUUGAUAGUCCACUUAUCGAGGAUUGUUAAAGGCUAAUAAUAUAGUGCUGCGACAAAUAGCAGCGGAGCAAUGAAAAGUGCGAGUGAAGCUGCAAGGCACAGCUAGCUUAUUAUAAAAAUUGUUAUAGAGUUUAUUAUUAAAAUCAUUUUUCUAUCUUUUGCCUAUUAUUUAAAUAAGAAUGUCAAGUUAAACGUUUAUGAUGUUUUCUUUAUUUAUUGAACAACAUUUUAGUUGUAAAUUAUGCUACUGCUAUAAUUGCUUAAGUUGUACUAAUUUAUUAGAAAUGUUGAAAUCAAAAUUUAGAUAUGUGUUUCUAUAUAGUGAGUAUAUGAGUUAUGUAAGUUAUUAAUUAUAUUAUAAAUUAUUAUAAUUAUAUUAAUUAAUUAUAAUUAUAUUAUUUACUACAAAGCGAACAAUAAUUUUAUAUUCUCGAAGCAUAAAUGGGGUAAUAAAGCUUAAAAAUUUAAUUAUCAUCUCAUCUAUGCUAUGAGCAAAAUAACUUUUGUAUACCUAAAUACAUGUGAAUUCGAUAUAACUGAUUUUGAUCUGAGUGUAAAAUGACAGACAUAAGCGUAAGUUUCAUAUCGUGUAUAUUUACUAUUUUUCGUGAUAAAUAUUUUUAUAUUUAUUUAUCGGACCUUUCAAAAUGGUAUGAGGUAUUUGACUGUGUGAAUAUACAGUUGCAAUUGCUUGUAUAAGAUGUUUUAUAAUACAAUAAAGGACAAUACUUCAUUGUGUACGUUGGGACAUUAUUUUGUGCCCUGAACCAAUGAAUUAAAUGUAAAAAAUCGAGAGCGAUAGAAAGAAGUUUUGAAAGUAUGACUAUGUUCUUAAUUAAUAUCAAAUACUAUCACGUUUUUGUAUAACAUAAAUGUGUGAUAAUGUGAAAACCGAUUUAUUUUUUUAUGCCUAUAUAUCUGUUAAAUAUUUAUGAAUGUGUUUCGGAAACAUCUCAUUUAACUACCAAUAUGAGCGGAGCCUGAGCCCAGUUAGAGCAAAGAUAAAGGUAAUCUUUUUUCAAAAUAUUUUCAUUCAAAAAUCACCAAGACCUAAAUUGUAUUUGCGACAUCACAAUUUUGUAUAUAAAAAAUACGUUUUAUGUUUUUGUGCAUUAAUUAGGCGUUUAUUAAUAUAAAAAAAGUAAAGGACGGUGCCAUUAAUUAAAAUACUGGUUAUUUUAUUUAACAAUCGUACUUAAUUGGUUAUUAGUACUAUUGCGUGUAUGUCGUGUUUUGGUAAUAAGAAUGAUUGUAGGCAUGUUAAUUGACUAUCUUAUUAUAUGAAUGCAAUAAAAUUUUGACUGUAAAUUAACUAUGUAUAUCCGAUAAGUUAUCCUCUCUUCCUUUCCUCAAUCCGUCCCUCUUCCUCAUCGUAUUUGACAUGUUUAAAAUUGUUAAGCAACAUGGGAUAUCCAUUUAUGGUGCAUACACACAUUCGAGUUCGCUAAUCGCCUCGGGAUUCGACAAAACAUUCGUAUAAGAGUGUCGAAGCCCACCACCAUUCAUGCAUUCGUCUUCCUUUUCCCCUUAAAACACAUAAUCGCUCCGCUAAUCACCCCGCUAUUCGCGGAAUUGUGUAAAUGCACCAUUAGAUAUUACAUUUGCUAUGUUAAUAACUCAUCUUUAUUAUAAAACUCAUUAGAAAUAAUUAAAUCAACACGAUCUCAAUAACAGUUUGAAAUUAAAAAUCCAUUUUUUGCUCGCCUGUUAAAACUGUCAUCUGUUUUGUAGUGUUGCUUGCAGGGCCAGCUUUAGUGUUGUAUGCAUUUUUAGUUAAUCCUUUUUUAGUUUUGUUACAUAGUUGUAAUAUUUUAUUUAAUGCUUUGUUUUAACAUAGUGGGUUGUUCUUAUUUAUGUAACGUUCUAAAGUACGGUAUCUUAGGUAGAUAAUAAUUAAUAUUUCUAGAAGACAUUAAUUUUUAUACAAAUGUAAUCAUUAAUUUUGGGAUUUCUUAGUUUGUAAAAUCUUAUUUAUUCACACAUAUUCCUGCUUUCACUACGUAUUGUAAUAAUUCAUUAUAAAUGAAAUAUUUUUAAUAAAUGUUUUGUUAUAA
Messenger RNA from Zerene cesonia (dogface butterfly), 7498 nucleotides. RefSeq names its product sterol regulatory element-binding protein cleavage-activating protein (gene SCAP). Gene Ontology annotation, cellular component: endoplasmic reticulum membrane; Golgi membrane. Bases 250 to 4365 code for a protein of 1371 amino acids. Gene Ontology annotation, biological process: SREBP signaling pathway. Lineage: Eukaryota; Metazoa; Arthropoda; Insecta; Lepidoptera; Pieridae. The record is from RefSeq and is a predicted model, not a curated record. The transcript has 22 exons. Gene Ontology annotation, molecular function: sterol binding; protein binding.